GUCCAACAUUCCUUCACGCACACUCCCACAUAAACCACAUUUAAAAGGAGUCGGUGGUGAGGGUUUUCAUUACAGGAGAAAGUCAUCAGAGGAACUCCUUGGCAUCAUUCAAAGUAUUCUUCAGCCUGCAGAGUGAAAAUGGUGAAGUAUGAAGUGACCAUAUCCACUGCCUUUAUGGCUGGUGCUUCCACUUUUAACCAUAUCUUCAUUAAGUUCGUGGGCACUGAUGGGGAGAGUGAUCGCAAAUGGCUCCGAAACUUUAAAGGUGCUUUAGCUUUCACCAAGGGAGCAGUGUCUUGUUUUACUGUGUGCAACCCUGUCUCCAUUGGGAGGCUGGUUCUGAUAGAGCUGGACAAACAGCGUCUCCCACUUUUCCCUGAAGACAGCUGGUUUCCUACCAAAGUGGAAGUGAAAUCCCCUGAGGGGCACACCUACAACUUUCCCAUCUACCGCUGGAUCACUGACAGCGAGGUUCACCGCUUCAGAGAGGGAACAGCUCUGACAACUAUUUAUGACACCAAUCAUCUUGGCAAGUACAGUCGGGAGAAGGAGCUGAAGCAGCGAGAGGAAGAUUACCGCUGGGAUGUGUAUGAAGAGGGAAUACCCCAUUCAAUAAAGACAGAAAACCCUCUCGAUCUGCCCUGUGAGGUCCGCUUCUCCUUCACCAAGACCACUGAGUUUUUCUUCACUGCAGCAUCAGGGCUGACUGAGCUGCAGCUCAAUGGACUGGCUAAUUGUGAGAAGCCAUGGACUGAUAUCGAGGAUAUCAACCGGGUGUUCUGCUGCAAACGGACUGCCAUAUCAGACUAUGUCCAGGAACACUGGAAAGAGGACGCUUUUUUCGGCUACCAGUUUCUGAAUGGUGUAAACCCCACAUUGAUCCGACGUUGUUCAGCCCCCCCAGUGAAUUUUCCUGUCAACAACAACUUGCUCGGCUUCCCUGGUCAGUGCAGUCUGGAAGAUGAAAUGAAGAAUGGCAACAUAUUCCUCUGUGACUACAAAGUUUUCGAUGGUGUGGAACCAAACACCAUCAAUGGGAAGAAGCAGUACUUGAUGGCUCCCCUUGUACUGCUCCACAAAACACAUGAUGAUAAGAUGAAGCCAAUUGCCAUCCAGCUGAAGCAGACUCCAGGAGACGACAAUCCCAUCUUUUAUCCUACUGAUUCUGAGUACGACUGGUUGAUUGCAAAGAUUUUUGUGAGAAGUGCAUAUUUCAAUGAACACCAGCUCAAUGCCCACUUAUUGCGCACUCAUCUGCUGGCUGAAGUGUUUGCUGUGUCCCUGCUGCGUCAUAUCCCUAUGGUGCACCCUCUUUACAAGCUCCUCAUCCCUCACACUCGAUACACCCUACAGAUCAACCACUUAGCUCGACUCUUGCUCAUAUCUAAGACUGGUGUUUUCACACAGUUUGCAUCUUCGGGUGGAAAGGAUAUGUUCACAAUCCUGAAGAGAGCGCUGUCCUCAGUCACCUACAGCUCCCUCUGCAUACCAGAUGACAUUGCUGAGCGUGGGGUGGAGGCUGUGCCCAACUACUACUACAGGGAUGAUGGACUCAAGCUGUGGGAUAUUAUCCACAGGUUUGUGCAAGGAAUCCUCUGUUUCUACUACAAGAGUGAUGCUGAGGUCCAGCAGGACGCUGAACUGCAGAGGUGGAUUUCAGACGUCUUUGAACAUGGAUUUCUCUCCCAGCCCUGUCCAGGAAUUCCUAAGAGCUUUACCACAGUGGCUGAACUGGUCAAGUUUGUUACCAUGGUGAUCUUCACCUGCUCAGCACAGCACUCAGCUGUCAAUUCUGGACAGUAUGACUACGGUGGCUGGAUGCCCAACACUCCCAUCUCCCUGCAACUUCCUCCACCAACCACCAAGGGAAAAACCAGUGAAGCCACCAUGCUGCAGACGUUCCCUGAUGUCAAUGUAACAGUUCAGGGGAUGGCCACCUUGUGGCUGCUCAGCAAGCAGUCCUCUGACUUUAUCCCUCUUGGCAGGUACCCUGAUGAACAUUUCAGUGAGGAAACUCCCUGCAAGCUGAUCAAAGAUUUUCAAGGAGAGCUUCAAAUCUUGAGUCAAACCAUCAAAGUCAGAAACCAGAGCCUUGAAGUCCCGUACAAAUACAUGGAUCCAACCGAGGUAGAAAAUAGUGUGGCCAUUUAAACACCAGACAGUGUGACUUCCUCAGCUGGUGGCAAAAUUCAGCUUCACACUGACAAGAGUAAGAAAGGUGGAUCUGCAUGAUUUGUUUUAUCUGGUGCUGUAGUAAAACAUCUCCUCUGCAUGUGGCUAAGGAUAGCUUAUCUGUAAUUUUUCCCAGCUUAAAUGAUAUGAUGAUUAUGAUGAUUGUAAACAUGUUUGCUUUUACUAAUCCUUGUAAUGUUGUCUGUGAAUGUACAAAGCUGCUUAAAAAAUAAACCAAAAAUUAGAAACCCUGGUA
Molecule: messenger RNA, 2428 nt
Organism: Cheilinus undulatus (humphead wrasse)
Lineage: Eukaryota; Metazoa; Chordata; Actinopteri; Labriformes; Labridae
Product: arachidonate 12-lipoxygenase, 12R-type-like
Exons: 15
Coding region: 139-2151 (670 amino acids)
Biological process (GO): lipid oxidation; linoleic acid metabolic process
Molecular function (GO): oxidoreductase activity, acting on single donors with incorporation of molecular oxygen, incorporation of two atoms of oxygen; iron ion binding; protein binding
Source: RefSeq, a predicted model, not a curated record